Messenger RNA from Trichoderma aggressivum f. europaeum, 357 nucleotides. RefSeq lists its product as uncharacterized. The transcript is spliced from 2 exons. The coding region runs from base 1 to 357 and encodes 118 amino acids. The record is from RefSeq and is a predicted model, not a curated record. Lineage: Eukaryota; Fungi; Ascomycota; Sordariomycetes; Hypocreales; Hypocreaceae.
AUGCCUCUCCCUCAACUCGACGACGGCCUCUCCGUCUCCCGUCUCCCUCAGCUUGUCGUCUCGUCGCCCUUUGUCGAUGCUUUUCUGUCGUCUCUUCUCUCCCUGAACCGCGGAUUCGCUUUCGCUCAGACGCGCCCGCAGUCAGUUCGGCUACUCGACGACCGGCAGGGCACUAGGACAUGGCGCAGCUUCCCGACAGCGACGCAUCAGCUUCAGUCAAAGUACUUGGCAGAGUUGGAGCAGAAGCCCAAGUGCAAACAUGACGUUUCGCGGCGAGGAGCGUGGCUCGCUAGUCGCCUCGCCGUGGCUGAAAUCAUUGGCGCAGCGGCACCCGCCGGCGACAGUGCGCAGGGCUAA